AUGGCUGCAAUAUUGAAGAAGGGUUGGAGGGAGGGAUGCAGACCCUGUAUACGAUUAGAUGGGUGUCAUUUAAAAUCAGUUCACAAGGGUCAGUUGCUUUCAGCUAUGGGGAUUGAUGGCAAUAAUGGGAUUUAUCCAAUUGCAUGGGCAAUUGUGGAAGCAGAAUCAAGGGACACCUGGACAUGGUUUCUAGAAUUCUUGAGGGAGGAUUUGGACAUACAUCACAGAACUCAUUACACAUUCAUGAGAUUGGAAUUGAAACAAAAAUUGUGGGCUAUUGCUAGAAGCUACACAAUGAAUCAGUUUAGGGAUGCUUUGGAGGACAUGAAGAAAAGCUCACAAACUGGUUGGCAAUGGUGCAUGGACAGGCCUGCACAACAUUGGUCAAAGUCACACUUUGAUCCUAAAUUCAAGUGUGAUAUUCUGUUGAACGACCAUUAUGAGAGUUUCAACAAAAGCAUCCUACCAGCUAGGAAGCAGCCCAUUCUUAGUUGUUUGGAAGACAUCAGAGCUGCCACAAUGUUGAGAUUAGCUAAUAGAAGACAAUCUGGCCCUAAUUGGAGGUGUAAUGUUGGGCCAAGAAUUGAAAAGCAGCUCAGGAAGAAUGUAGAGCUUAGCCAUGAGUACAGGGUUAUCAGUUCAAGUAAUAGCAUAUUUGAGAUUCAAGGUAGAGGGGUAGCAUGUGCCUCAGGUGUGUUGGCUGCACAUUCAGUGUCAUUGGACACAAGGACCUGCACAUGUAAGAGAUGGGACAUCUCUGGGGUAUCCUGUGGGAAUGCAGUAGCUGCAAUUCACUCUAAAGGGUUGAGGCCUGAUGAUUUUGUGCAUGAAUACUUCACCAAGAACACCUACAUGAAGGCAUAUGAGCCCAUUUUGUUCCCAAUAGCUGGAGUGGCUGAGUGGCACAAGAUCAAUAGGCCAAUUGCACCUCCUCUUUAUCUUUAUAGGAGCAAGGUAAGAAUGUGCAGCAGCAGCAGGAGGAUGAGGCAGUGCAGUAGCAGGAAAAUGGGGAAGUGCAGCAACAGGAUUCUCAAGAAGCUGAGCAUGUCCACCAGCAACACAAUGAAACUGAGCAUGUGGAGCCACAAGUUUCCUAGAAUGUGCAAGACUCCCAGCCAGCUUAUGAGCCAAGCCAGCAAUUCCAGACUACUGCAGCUUUAG
Rosa rugosa (rugosa rose) is the source of this 1161-nucleotide messenger RNA. RefSeq lists its product as uncharacterized. The transcript is spliced from 3 exons. NCBI's taxonomy places the organism in Eukaryota, Viridiplantae, Streptophyta, Magnoliopsida, Rosales, Rosaceae. Bases 1 to 1161 code for a protein of 386 amino acids. Gene Ontology annotation, molecular function: zinc ion binding. The record is from RefSeq and is a predicted model, not a curated record.